GACUCGUCCAGUUGAGUAAUGGUCAUUAAUACGAUCCACUGGUUCCGGAAGGGCUUGAGGCUCCACGACAACCCGUCGCUGAAAGACUCUCUGCUGGGAGCUGAUACCGUCCGCUGCGUUUACAUCCUCGACCCCUGGUUCGCUGGCUCUUCCAACGUUGGGAUCAACAGGUGGAGGUUCCUGCUGCAGAGUUUGGAGGAUUUGGACUCCAGCCUCCGGAAGCUCAACUCUCGUCUGUUUGUGAUCCGCGGCCAACCCACUGAUGUCUUUCCCAGACUUUUCAAGGAAUGGAACAUCACUCGGCUGUCUUAUGAGUAUGACUCUGAGCCUUUUGGGAAGGAGCGAGAUGCUGCCAUUAAGAAGCUCGCCUCUGAGGCUGGAGUGGAGGUGACAGUUCGCAUCUCCCACACACUCUAUGAUCUAGACAGGAUCAUAGAGUUAAAUGGCGGUCAGUCUCCCCUCACCUACAAGCGGUUCCAGACUCUGAUUAGUCGUAUGGAUCCGGUGGAGCUGCCAGCUGAGGCCAUAACAGCUGAGGUCAUGGGGAAAUGCGUAACGCCGCUGUCUGAAGAUCAUGAUGAGAAGUUCGGGGUUCCCUCUCUGGAGGAAUUGGGUUUUGACACUGAAGGUUUGUCUUCAGCUGUGUGGCCGGGAGGAGAAACUGAAGCUCUCACUCGGCUAGAGAGGCAUUUGGAGAGGAAGGCAUGGGUGGCUAACUUUGAGCGUCCCAGAAUGAACUCCAACUCGCUGCUGGCGAGUCCAACCGGCCUCAGCCCCUACCUUCGCUUCGGCUGCCUCUCCUGCCGCCUUUUCUACUUCAAACUUACAGACCUCUUCAGGAAGGUGAAGAAGAACAGCUCCCCUCCUCUGUCGCUUUACGGCCAGCUGCUGUGGCGCGAGUUCUUCUACACGGCGGCAACUAACAACCCCUGCUUCGACAAGAUGGAGAGCAACCCCAUCUGUGUUCAGAUCCCAUGGGACCGCAACCCAGAGGCGCUGGCUAAGUGGGCUGAAGGCCGGACUGGUUUCCCCUGGAUCGACGCCAUUAUGACCCAGCUGAGGCAGGAGGGCUGGAUCCACCACCUGGCCCGGCACGCCGUGGCCUGUUUCCUGACCAGAGGAGACCUGUGGAUCAGCUGGGAGGAGGGCAUGAAGGUGUUUGAGGAGCUGCUCCUGGAUGCAGACUGGAGCGUCAACGCAGGCAGCUGGAUGUGGCUUUCCUGCAGCUCCUUUUUCCAGCAGUUCUUCCACUGCUACUGUCCAGUGGGGUUCGGCCGGCGUACCGACCCCAACGGAGAUUACAUACGGCGCUACCUGCCCAUCCUCAGAGGGUUUCCAGCCAAGUACAUUUACGACCCAUGGAACGCUCCGGAGGCCGUGCAGAAAGCUGCCAAAUGCAUCAUCGGCGUACAUUAUCCGAAGCCCAUGGUGAAUCACGCUGAGGCCAGCUGCAUCAACAUCGAGCGAAUGAAGCAGAUCUACCAGCAGCUCUCCUGUUACAGAGGCUUCGGCCUUCUGGCUACAGUUCCAUCCAACUCCAACGGUAACGGCAACAAUGAGGCGUCCUCAGAUGGGAUGGCGUUCUCCAUCAAUCCUUCACCACAGGCUGCAUCUCCAGCAGCCUAUCAGCUGCCGGCCCAUUCACAGGGAGACUGGCAAAGUGGUAUGUUGAUGUACCUCCAGGGGGAUCCUCAGGGCAGCACACAUAAGCAGGUUCCCAGUUAUGCUCCCACUACCAGCAUGAUGUGUUACCCACAGAUCUCAAGUCCUGCACUGCAAAAAGGGCCUGAGCACUUUCCCGUCACACAUACCGGUGGGAAACGGCACAACGAGGACUCUGGCCACAGCAGAGGAUCGAAAGUCCAGAGGCAGAGCAACCAUUAA
Cyprinodon tularosa is the source of this 1884-nucleotide messenger RNA. RefSeq names its product cryptochrome-1-like. The record is from RefSeq and is a predicted model, not a curated record. The transcript is spliced from 13 exons. Gene Ontology annotation, cellular component: nucleus; cytoplasm. Gene Ontology annotation, biological process: negative regulation of DNA-templated transcription; entrainment of circadian clock by photoperiod; circadian regulation of gene expression. Gene Ontology annotation, molecular function: DNA binding; FAD binding. The coding region runs from base 19 to 1884 and encodes 621 amino acids. Lineage: Eukaryota; Metazoa; Chordata; Actinopteri; Cyprinodontiformes; Cyprinodontidae.